AUGGCUGCUGAUAGUGAAGCUCCAUUGUCAACAACAGGAAUACCACCCCCUGCAUAUGAAGAUGUGAGAUUUGAAGAGGGGACAACUUCAGAGGGAGCCACUGCCCGUCCAGAUUAUCAACAGAAUCAGUCAUCUGCUACGGCAAGUCUUUACAUUGCUGAGAAGUAUUCAUUCCUAUAUUUCAUAUUUCAGAAUGAGGAUGAUGAGUCCAUCCCACCACCUAAGGUUGACUGUACAGCUCCUCCUACCUAUGAGGUAGCAACAUCUCUGCCUUCAUACGAUGAAGUGAGGCGACAGAAGUAUUUUGAGGAACAUCCUCAGGCUGCAAAUGCCCGAUAUCCACCAUACUGGAGGACUUUUCUUCAUGUGGAUUUGGAUGGAGCUACUGAGCAGGAUGAGGCUUUAUUGGGGACUGACUUCAUCUUUUUUGCCUCAUUUUUUGUGGCAUUCCUCUUCAAUUGGGUGGGCUUCUUGCUCCUCAUCUGCUUCUGUCAGACAAUCGCUGGUCGUUAUGGAGCCCUGGCAGGAUUUGGCCUUUCCUUGGCCAAGUGGACCCUCAUAGUCAAGCAUUCCACUGACCUUGUGAAUCAUGAGAACAACUGGCUCUGGUGGCUUAUCAUGGCUUUUGGCUUGCUGAUUUGUCUGCGAGCCAUUUUUCAAUAUAUCAGCAUCAAGAGGGAGUGGCAUGUUCUCACUCGUGCUGCCCAAGAAAGGCUCCUUUUCUUCUACUGAAAGAUCACCUUUUCAGCAACACCAUUUCCCUUCAGCUUCCCCAAACUUUGUGGGCUUUUCUUCUUUGCUAUUGGGAUUCCUAGAUAUUUCCACACAAUGUAUAGAGAAAUAAUAAGUGUCCCCAUACUGUUUCGAUUCCAUAUAUAUCUAUUUUUCUGUGAAAGCCCUGAUCUAGUCGUUGGCUGUGUUUUUCGUACAUGAGGAAGCAAUGAAAGGUGAGAAUCACAAUGCCGAUUCCUCUCUGAUAAUCCUUUGCACAUAUGUGAGAUUCCUGUACUCAGAUGUUGCACCAUCAGGCCUGAUUUGUUUGAAGAUGGUUACCAAUGAUCAAAGGCUUUUGUCCUUAUGUUCACAUGUGGUUUUGGGGUAGUUUUCAAAAGAAUAAAUACAGCACUAAAGUACUCAAGUUUCUGUAUUUCAUUAGCCAUUCUGCAAAGUGCUGUGCUUCAACC
This is a messenger RNA of Darwinula stevensoni, 1184 nucleotides long. The record is from the annotation of a GenBank genome assembly. Lineage: Eukaryota; Metazoa; Arthropoda; Ostracoda; Podocopida; Darwinulidae.